This is a messenger RNA of Myxocyprinus asiaticus (Chinese sucker), 2811 nucleotides long. It is a transcript of the gene iftap, whose product is annotated as intraflagellar transport associated protein. NCBI's taxonomy places the organism in Eukaryota, Metazoa, Chordata, Actinopteri, Cypriniformes, Catostomidae. Gene Ontology annotation, cellular component: cytosol; 9+0 non-motile cilium. The record is from RefSeq and is a predicted model, not a curated record. Gene Ontology annotation, molecular function: intraciliary transport particle A binding. Gene Ontology annotation, biological process: spermatogenesis; acrosome reaction. Bases 49 to 789 code for a protein of 246 amino acids. The transcript is spliced from 8 exons.
CUGAAAGCUGUUUGUUGCUGGUGGCUGAGCACAUCACACAAAGUUUGAAUGAAAACAAGGACAAAGUCAGUGCAUCACUGGUUUGACAGGAUGCCAGGUUUAGUUCAGGGCUCAGUUGAGGAACACCAUGACCAGACCAUGACUGAAGCUCUGGAGCAGUUUCUUAACUCCCCAGAGCAAAAUUACGAGCAGUUCCUGACCACCUUCACCUACCUGAUGCCAGAGAACGAGAGGGAUCCAUGUUUGACUGUCCCUGGAGGACAUGGAGACUCAUCCCACAGAGAGAUGGACAGCAGUCGAGAGGGACAGAGAGAUGGAGUGACAGAGACUGAGGAGAGUGCAUUCCAAUUGGAAGGACAGGCGAAUCGCUGCUCACCGCCUGCUGAUCAGGAAGAGGUGGUGUUGGAUGGUGGAUGUGUUGGAGGAAGACUGGGGAAUGCAGGGAGGCCCGAUCCAGGAACACCUGUGAAGUUUGAUAAUUAUAUAGGAGAUUUGGAGGAACACGGUGAAGACGAAGAGGAACCCGUUGAUGUUACAGACACAUGUGCACUCCCCGGUGAGGUUAAAGAGGCUAUGAUACCUGCGUCCUCUUCAUCUCUCUGUCACCAUACACUGCUGGAGAUAUCCUCUACUUUCACAGACCAGAAAAAACACAUUCUCAGUGUUGUUGAGAAUCAGAAUGAAAGCAAUGAGGUUGUUGCUUUCCAUCUGGAUGAGAACUUUGAUUACGACCAAGUUGUGCUGUCUCGCAAAUAUCAGAUCCAAGAGCAGAAUAGCGGAUCAUCUUGACCAUUUGAAUUGGUUGUUGCCAGAUUUUGGCAAAUGCUUUUAACAUCUAACAACUAUGGGUUUACAGAGUUAAGUCAUCAUUAAAAGUAUCAGAGACAUUUUUAUUUUGGCACUGAAGAAGACGGAAGACAAAUGGUCUGUGCAAAUCAGCCGUUUGUUGGGGACUUAAACAUCAAUGUAUGAAUCAUCAUUUUCAAGGCUCUUCAGUCUUGAUGAGUAAACAAACAUUGGCAUCACAGUCCCUACAGAGCAUUUAGCUCAUUAAAGGCGAUUAUAGAGAAAAUACUGCAGCCUCACCCACAGCCUAAUUUAAAGCCUGAAAUUCACCCAAAAAUAAAAAUGAUCAUAUAUCAAUUAUAAUUGUCAUUUACUCCCCCUCAUGCAUCCCAGAUGUGUAUGACUUUCUUCUGCUUUCAAAAUGUCAAAGAAUGUGAAAAUGAUUUAUGGUAAAAAAAAAAAAUAAAAAAAAAGGACUUCUGUUUCUCACCCACACCUAUCAAAUCACAUUUGAAGACAUAGAUUUAACCACUGGAGUCAUAUGGAUUACUUUUACGCUGCAUUUAUGUGAGUUUUGGAGCUUCAAAGGUCUGGUCACCAUUCACUUGCAUUGUAAGGACCAACAUAGCUGAGAUAUUCUUCUAAAAAUCUUUGUUUGUGUUCUACAGAAGAAAGAAAGUGUUACACAUCUGGGAUGGCAUGUAAAUAAUGAGAGGAUUUUCAUUUUUGGGUGAAAUUUCCCUUUAAAGCAAUAGUUCACCAAAAAUCAUUUAUUCAUACUCAUGUUGUCUAAGCCCCAAAAAGGACAACAACAACAAAAAAAAGCACCUUGAAAGUACUUUACCAUAAAAGUAGUCUAAUAAUUUGAGUUAAUCCAGCUAUUCUGAAGGCAUACGUUAGCUUUGUGUGAGGAACAGGCCAAAAUUAAAGUUGUUAUUCAAUGAGAAUGUUCCCCUCCGAUGUACCUGUCAAAUCUCAUGUGCACUUCUACAUAUUUAAACUUGACGUGAUCAGUUAUGACAACAUGCGGCAACCAAUGCCAUUUGGUGUCAGUGAUGUCUAGCCUGGCGCAGUGCAUCUUUGUGCUCCAUAUUUUAGCGUAGUACAGGAUAGGGAAGAUUUUUAGUGAAUAACAUUUUAAAUCUAAAACAUCCAGUCCAAUUUUAAGAAUUUCACCACAAAUAAAAUGACCAGUAGCAAGCUGGAUGUUUUUAGUCUUAAAAGCCCCCACUUAUUCCAUGUUGGCCCCAAUGUGUUCUGAGUUUAAUAUGCAUAUUCAAAACCGACCAAACUAAACAUUUCUAUUUGGUAGUACAAAUCAAAUUGUCAUUAUUGUUGUUGCUAGCAAGGUUCAAAAGCUAUCAAAGGUCAUUUUCUAACUCAACGGCUCAAAUAGAGGACCUGUCGCAUAACUCUUUUCUGAGCUUCUGACAUACUUGGAAAAGUAAUUAAUUUCUCGUCUUCUCAACCUGUGUCUUACUGUGUUUUAUUCACUGGAAUUUUUUUUUCUGCCUAAGAACCUCUUAAUAAAUGUGCAGAACAGGCUGGUCUUUGAAAAGAAUCUGUUCCUUUCUCUGGCUUGAUCGUUUAUUUUGACAUUUCAUAGAAUGUCCGAAUGUAGCUUAAAAGAGUUUUCUAGCUGUUUCCCAGCAUGUUUCCUAAUUUUCUCCAACCCUUGUUUCAUUACUAGUUUUUUUUUUCCUCUUCUGAGUUUCUUUGUACCCUGUGGCCUGGUGUCUCUAAAGCAACAAAAAUAGUAGUCUUCAACAUAUUAAUGUUAAUUUACCUGUUCUAGAAUAUCAAGAGAGAAAGUGUGCAUAUUUAAACUGCCCUUUGUCUCUACGGCUGUGAAUUUUUAAUGUCCGCUCCUGUCAUACUCUUAAAGCAAUUAGUGGACUGAGGGGUUGAAACAAGGCACAAAGAGACAAGACCUUUACAGUGCACUGCAAAGAGCUGUUUUAAAAGGUAAAAUUUCAGUGAACAUUUUAUAUAUAUAUAUAUAUAUAUAUAUAUAUAUAUAUAUAU